AAUUGGUUGAAACAAAAAGGAUUUUUUUUUCAUCAGUUUCACUCUCUACGACAACAAGGAGCAUAUUCUAGCUUUGCACAAUACUGACCCUUAGGAUGUUCUACUGACGUUUCGUCAAACGGGAUAUAGUUUCUUUCUAUUUUUCUUGUUUUAUUUACUAUUCCUAAAUUCAUACUAAUAAUACUAAUAAUUGAAAUUAUACUGUCAAGGCAACGAACUUCAUUGUCACGCUUCUUUGUCACCCAAUUUUUACCUAUACGAAGAAAUUCACUCCAAAUACUCAAUAUCCUCGUCUUCUUUAUACGCUGCGUCCAUUUCAUAGAAAAUAGAAAGCAUUAACUUUUUUUUUUAGAAAAACAAUCGUUUAAUCCGAAAAAUUUACGUGUCUAAUGCAUUGUAACUUGUUUCCUCAACUCUCACAGAAUUGAAACUAUAUUUAAUAUUUUGGUAUAGCUGUAUUUACCAUGAGCCUCCCAAAGAUGUUUCAGAGUCGUGGGAAGCGAAUCAUGUCGGAUACUUUACCAGUUACCAGUUUCUCUUGUAGCUUGGACGAGACAUUUGCAACUCGACGAGAUUCAUAUGGUUUUGGGCAGCAAGAUAGCGAGACUCAGUCGUUGGCAGGAAUCAGUGUCAAGACAGAACCUAUUUUACGUUCUAAAGACAAACAGAAGAUAGUUCUUGCUGUUCUUUUGGAAUUCCGCGAUUCAGAAACAGCCUAUGUUCGUGAUUUGCAUGUUGCAAGGCGGUACUACGCUGAACGAUUAAAUGGACAUGUUAAAAAAAGCGAAUGGAAAAAGGUGUUUCAGGUGUUUUCAGAAUUAUGCCAGCAGGCGACGUUAUUUGAAAGCGAAAUUAGAAAAGCAUUUGACGAAGAAAUUGCUAACGUCGCCGAAGAGGUCCAAGCUUCUAUGCGAAUAAAGCCAUCUGUCGCUAGGAUAUUCCUUAAUUGGCUUCCCAAGCUUUCUUCUGUAUACAGUAGAUACUGUCUUGAUCAAGAUGAUAUCGUUAAGAUCGUUGAAAAAUGGUCUUGUAGUCCUUCUUUGUCUGAUUAUUUACAAGAAUGUGAUAGCAUGGCCAAAAUUGAAAGCAAAUCUUGGAAUUUAGACAGCUUUCUGGUAAAACCCAUGCAACGCUUCCUAAAAUAUCCUCUGCUGCUCAAUCAGCUAUAUAAAUCAGCCAGUCUAGGAAUGAUUCAAGAUUAUGUGUUACUUGGAGAGGCGUGUCAUCAGUCAGAAUUAGCCAGCCAAAGGGCGAAUGAAAUGAAGCGUCGACGCGAUGUAGUAGUUGACGCUUUAAAUGCUGUAACUGAUACCCAAGAAAUAUUGUUGCUCUCUACAGAUACUAUUUCCAAAAAAAUUUCCAAGCUUAAAACCUCGAUAAAUAUUUUCUACGUACCUGAGCAUGAAAAUAUCGUUUCGUUGAUCGAAAAUUUGUUUUCUUCCUACAGCCAGCUGGUCGCUCUUCGCACGUCAAUAUGCGAGUGGAUUAAGCAUUCUCGAAUGCACUACACCCAUAUGCACACUUUUGUCGAUUCCUACGUACACUUUUGCAAAGAAACACCUUCUAUGAGAAAGUGGGUUCCAGUUUCCUUAGAACUACAGAGUAUUGCAAAAGGUGCUAUUCUAUGUCUUGUUGAGCAAUGCCAAAAAGAUGUACUGAAACCAAUGUCAAAAGCCAUUCACUAUUGUCGAAACCCUUUGUAUAUUGCCGAUGUUUGGAUUCGACUUGCUACAGCGUUUUCUAAAAGGCGGCACUCUGGUUUGGCAAUAGAAGCUGAUUUGGAAUUAUUUCCAUUGCUUAGCAAUUGUUUACUAGAAGAGCUUCCAACUCUUCUAUCGUUGACGCGUCGUGCAGCCGACGAGUGCAUCGUGGCUUUUUCAAAAUCACAAGCAACUUUCUUUGCUACUGUAACGAAAAGCUUGACACCUUUUGUGUCUUCGUUUUCGUCUGUAAAUUUCAGCAAUUUGAAAGCCAUUGAGGACUUGAUGGACCAGAGCGUUAAUAAUUCGACAAAAUCGGUUUAAGCUCUCCUUUAAAACACUUUUUUCCAUUACUAUCUCCCCUUCUCUUUCACCUCUUUAAUAUGUUGAGAUGCUUUCUCUUAUUAUGUAUAACACCUGCUUUUUAUUUUCAACUUUCACUUUGUUUUUCCCUGUCCUUUUGUUGUGUAAUGCUAGUCAUUGUUAUUGAAACUGGGGUCAAAAAUCGAUUCCUUUAUUCUUUUACUUUCGGCCGUAUGAAACUCUAUACAUAUAUUAGAUGUUUUCUCUUAUUCUAUUCUGUUGUCUUAAUCUCUGAGACUCACUACAUACUUAACUUAAUACUCGUCUCUUCUCUUAUGUAUUUAUUCCAAUAUUUACUUAAUUGUCUAAUAGUCACCGAAACUCCUUCCUACGUUGAAAUUUUAUCACAAUAAAAGUACUUAAAAGAGA
This is a messenger RNA of Schizosaccharomyces cryophilus OY26, 2432 nucleotides long. RefSeq names its product RhoGEF Gef3. The record is from RefSeq and is a predicted model, not a curated record. Gene Ontology annotation, molecular function: guanyl-nucleotide exchange factor activity. Lineage: Eukaryota; Fungi; Ascomycota; Schizosaccharomycetes; Schizosaccharomycetales; Schizosaccharomycetaceae. The transcript is spliced from 2 exons. The coding region runs from base 465 to 2024 and encodes 519 amino acids.